Myotis daubentonii (Daubenton's bat) is the source of this 5738-nucleotide messenger RNA. RefSeq names its product chromosome 6 C6orf132 homolog (gene C6H6orf132). The record is from RefSeq and is a predicted model, not a curated record. NCBI's taxonomy places the organism in Eukaryota, Metazoa, Chordata, Mammalia, Chiroptera, Vespertilionidae.
AUGAAGAAGAACCAGACGGUGCAGGGCACCUUCAGCAAGAUCUUCGGCAAGAAGCACGCCAGCCCCAACGCCUCCUCCCUGUACGCCACCAACCCGCCCUGGAUCUUCGCCCAGGAGGCCCCGGACGAGGGCGCCAGGGUCCUGGAUGGGAUCUAUUACGGGGACAGUCGGUUUGACACGGAGAGCGAGUCAGGAACAGCCACGCUGAAAGCUCGGCCCAGAGUUCGGCCCCUGCUGACCUUCCUUCCGCUGAAUGCCCAGGAGAACCAUGGCCUGGCUGUGCCCACCCCCUCUGUCCCGGAAGACUUUGCAGACAAGGAAGUGACAGGUACCAGCUCACUAGCCAAUGGCAACCUCCGGCUGUACAGCUCUGUGGGCGACCUCAGGCCUGGGCACUAUGGCCAGGACCCAUUCAUCCCUCCCCCUCCCCCAGGCCCCGCCCCAGGGCCACCUCCAGGACCUCCCCCAGACACUUCGCCACCUCCAGGGGAGUCCCCGCCACCACCUCCACCUUCCAUGGCUUCCUUGCCACCUGCCCUGCUGCUGGAACCCCCACCGCCACCCACCAUGGCCCCUCCUCCACCCCCAGUAUCAGGGACCCUGUCCCCCCCAACCACACCCACCCCUCCUGAUUUCAUUCCCCCUGCCCCGCCCUUGGCCUUUGUAGCCCCACCCCCACCCCCUAUGCCGGCCCCAGCACCCCCAGCUCCAGUGUCUCCCUACUCUACGAGGACUCACCUCUUUCCCCCUGCGGGUGUCACCAAAUGGAAAUCAGAGGUAACACUGAAUGGCAAGCAGCCAGAGGCCCCCAGAGCCAGCCCCCCCAGGAGCCCUGCUGAGCCAAAGGGGAGCCCCCUGGGACCUAAACCAGAGUCCCACCUCACCUUCCCCCGUUCAUACAAGGUGCCUCCCCCAACCCCAGUCAGAACCUCGUCCAUCCCAGUGCAGGAAGCACCCGGGGCUCCUGCAGAGGGAGAAGGGGCCACCCAGAAGGCCCCCAGCCGACUCCCACUGCCCCCCAGCUUCCACAUCCGCCCCGCAUCCCAGGUCUACCCGGAUAGGGCCCCCGAACCAGAUGGCCUCGGGGAGCUCCGCACGGAGGCACCUGCCAGCCCCAGCCUGAGCCAGCCCCAGACCAGGACAAGGGAGCAAGCUGAGACUCCACCCCCAGCCUCUCCCCUGCCCCGCCCCACACCCCAGCCCCCUCCCCCAGCACCCCCGCUCCCUCCCCCAGCACCCCCUCUCCCCCCAGCUGCCCCUCCUUUGCCCUCUGCUGAGAAGGCAACCCCUCCACCUGCUAGGUUUAUGAAAAGCCCCAAAUCCAGCUCUCCUGCUCCCAAACCCAAACCCAGCCCCCCCAGCCCAGAGGACACAGGCUCUUCAGAGAACACAGCCUCUUCAGAGCCCGUGGACUGGCGGGACCCCAGCCAGAUGGCACAGCUUCGGAGCGAGCUGGCAGCCUACCUCUUUGGCUCCAAGAGAGAGGACCGAGGCACCAGUCACAGGCCAGGCCCGAGGGCGGCCUCUCCAGGAAAGGAGGGCAGGAAGGGCCCCGGCCUGCCGGAGAAGGAGAUCCCCCCAAGUGAUCCUGAGAAGAGUCCCCGCCCAGACAGAGAGGCCCCCGCCAGCCUGCCCCUGCCCCUGCCCCCUGCAGACUACGCCCCCCAGGACUCUCCGAUGCUCAGUGUCCAGCAGAUCCGGAGUGAGCUGGAGGCGCGGCUUUCGGCUUUCGCGGAGAAGGACCCCAAGCCCAGCAUCGGGUCUCUGCCCCCCAAGCCUCGGCUAGAAGCGGGGAGAGUCUUUGAAAACAGAGCUGCUAAUGGCCAGUGCUCCAAGCCCGUGGCCAAGAACACGCCACCACUCUCCGCCGCCGCCCAGCCAACCACAGCGCACCAGUCCAAGGCCAUGCCUGGGCCAGCCACACCACCCAAAUCCACACCUGCUGCAGCCGCGAGAGGGCCAGGCACACCACCCACAGCCACCACCCUGCCCGCCGCAUCAUUCCCAAUGACAGAGAAGAAACUGGCCCCAGCCGAGCAGAGGAAGAAACCAGAACCCCAAGAAUUCGCAGCGCCUUCCCAGCCAGAGGCAGAAGGGCGCCCCUCGGAGGCCAGGAAGCCUACACAGGGAGCCCUGUCCCCUCCAGCCCUCCCACCAAAGAUGUCCCCUGGGAGAGAAGAGGUGACCUGUCUCUACAAACCCCAUCGCAGCCAGAACAGCAGCCAGAACAGCCCCAGCCGCGAGGUUGCCGUGGUGAUGCCCACCAUGGCCAGAGGAGCGGCUGCGGGGUCAGGGGAGGCUGUGGAGGUGGCGGAGCCCCAGGGGCUGCCAGCCAAAGCCCCAGCCCCUGCCCAGCCUGCAGACGAACUCCUCAGGCACCCGGUGACCGGGGAGGUGGUGGAGCGGGGCUCCCCCAUGGCCCUGCUCCUGGCAGCCAGGCAGAGGGCACAGAAGGGGCGGUCUCGAGGGGCCGGCCUGGCUCUGUCCUCCCUGCCCGGGAGUCUCCGAGGGCAGCCCCAGGCAGGCUCCGACAGCAUCUUCCUUAGGAAUGGCCAGCCCAACUCCUUCACGGUGGUCCCCAAGCCACCCUCAGAGCCUGAGAAGGACCCCCAGCCCCCCGCCUCUGCACAGCCCCGUCCGUGGAAGGCCCAGCUGGGCAGAGAGCCGGAGGACACAGAGCCCAGCCGAGGGCACAGCUGGACCAAGGCGGAGCCCCAGGCCCCUGUGGCCUGGGACCGGCCCGCCUCCUCCAACCUCCCCCAGGGCCGCGCGCUGCCCAAGUCCUUCUCGUCCCCUUCCUCUCCCUCCUGCAAGAGGGAGGAGGAGGAGUUCAGCUUCGAGGUCAUCCCGCCCCCGCCCGAGUUCAGCAAUGACCCUGAGCCUCGAGCCCUCCAGUACCUGGGCCGCCGGGCCUCCCCUCCCCGGAACCGGUUCUCGGACUUGGGGCAGGCCCUGGACGCGCGCCUCCUGGCGGGCGAGCUCUACUCGGGGGCCAGGGGCCUGCAGCGCUUCUCGGGCGGGGGGCGCUCGCUCAUCAAGAAGCGCCUGUACGUCGGGGAGCCUCACCGCAGCCCCGCGCCGUCCCGCGGCGGCUCAGGCCGCAGCCUGAGCACCCCCAACUGCUUCGGCCCGCAGCCCGGGGGGCCCUUCGGAGCGCCCGGAGGCCCGGAGAUGCGGCGCGUCAACUCGGCGGGCCGCGCGCCCCCCGGCGGCCUGCGCGCACGGAGGAUGUCCCUGGAGGGCUCCACCCGCGGAGACGCCAAGUACAAAGCGCCCGGCCAAGCGCCGGGUGGCGGCGACCACGUUCUCGCCUCUGCUACGGGCAGGUCUCCCCGCGGCACCCCCCACUAUGGAAGCCCCAUCAACACGUUCACCGUGAGGCCUGGGACCCGCCAUCCCAUCUCCUACGCCUACCCAGGGGCCCAUCCAGGGGCCCAUCGGAAUGCCCUGUCCUGAGCCCCCCGGGGGGACGGGCCUGGCAGCUCUCCUCCGAGGGGUCGAUCUGGGCACUGGUUUUCGUGGGGGUGGGAGGGGCGCAGCCGGACUCAGACACAGAGGAGCCUCUGUUCCCGGAAGACAGAGAGAUGGACAAGACAGAGAGACGGACAGCCAGCAAGAAGCAGUGGCCAGAGGAAGAUCCGAGUGGGCCUCUGUUUCCCAGGGAGCUGUGGACGGCCUGGGGAUGGGGGGGAGGGGAAGGAGGGAGGAGAGGAGGCGGCUCCCAGGGCCUGGAGCACGGCUUUCUGCUAUCUGGCACCAUCUGCCUGAGUAAGGCUCGUUUAAAGCAGUUUUGCAGGCAGGGCCUACUGAGCAGGUUCUAAAAACAAGGGGCGGGCAUUAAACCUGAAGGGGACUGGUCUGGGGUGGCUGUGGUUGCUGUCAGGCCCUCAGGAAGGGCUUGGCGGGUGGGGGUGCGGGCAGCACAGGCUGCUCUCUCCAGCCUCCAUCAGUUGCCACCCUGGAGCUGAUUCCUGGGGCUCCUAGCAUAGGAGGUGGGACCGGGAAUGUGCCUACACAGCAUGUGGAGAAGGUGCCAGGCCGUGCUGUGCACUGAUUGGCCGAGGGAAGGGUCCCGGGGAGUUGAUGGUUCAUUCCUCUCUGGCCCUGGCCUUCAGCUCUCGGGAGCCCUAACGGAAGAAGCCUGGGCAAGUCCGGGUUGGGAGACAGAGAAUGAAGGCUGACUUUUCUACUUGUUCCCGGGCGCCGUGAUUUGGAGAUGGGGCUCCAGGAGCCAGAAGGCCGGGGGCUCAACACCAAAAGCCUUACCUAGCCGAGUCCUUCCAGGGGUUUGGAGGGGGCAUCGUUCCCAGCUCCUCCUCCCAACCCCCAUGCUACAGGUCCCCGAUAUUAGUGAGGCCUUAAAAUGUGUCCCCACAAUGCUGUGAGGUGCUGGAGAGUGGGAGGUGGCAGAGAGGGGAGAUGUGAUCUGAGAGAUCUGUGCCAACAGGCAUGUUUCGGAAAGUCAAGAGCGGUGGGGCUGGGCCGGUCCAGAGCAGGGACCCCUCGGUAGGGCGGCCAUGAGCAGUCCUGGUGUGUGCCUGGGCUCCAGUGAAUCAGACCCCCUUCCGCUCUCAUUAAAGUCCUGGUGUGGAUGAUACGUGGUCACCAAACACGUCAGGAAGCAGCGAUCCUCGGUCUGUCCUCCCUGCCUUGCUGGGCCGGAUUCCUGGGACCAGGCCGAGGCAGCCUGCCUGGUGAGGAGGGAGGGCAGGGAGGGGCCCACCGCAGAGGUGCAAGCCUGGCGUGGGCAGCAAGGAAGCGGCUCCUUUUGGGGAAGGAUGGUGGACCUCUGUGAUUUGUGGUGACCUGCGAGGUGCCAGUUUAUGGGGACAGCAGGUGAGCCACUCCAGGGAAGGAGUGCAGGAGAGAACAGGCACCCUCAUGGGCAGGACCUUGUGUUCAAGAAGCGAACACCGCCCGGCACUGUCACUGGCUCUGUAUGUAUGUGUCUUCCCUGUACAUGUUUUAUAAGAGCCCCUAAUUUAUCUGCUGUGUGAGGGCUGAGGGGUGGGGCAUGGGCUCCCAGCUGUAGCUUGCUCCGGGUGGGUGGGAAGGACAGGUUCUCGCGUGGCUUGAGAAAUGCACAGGCCAGUGGGGCCUGGCCUCCUGCAGGUUGGUGACUCGGAGCUCACAGGGCGCGAGGAGAGGUUGGGAGAGCUGGGAGGGAAGGCUGAGCACAGGGUGGUGGCUGCACUGACGGGUGAGCCAUUCCGCUGGACCCAAACGCUCUCUCUGACCCUUCGGUUCUCUUGUUCUCCAAAUCCAUCAGGGGGAGGAGCCGAGCUGAAGCCUGGCGAUAACCAGCUGUCCUCCAGCAAGUCUCUGGCUCUCUCCACCGUGGUUCCUUCUGUGCUCCAGGCAUGACCAUGAUAGCUACCUCAUAAGGCUGUUGUGAAGACGGGAGACAGUCCUGAGUUCAUUUAACAAGUACUGGAGUGACCACCAGGGGCUGGCACUGUGCUUAGCAUGAGGGACAGCAGUCAGUACACUGACUGACUCCUGCCUGCCCAUGGCAAGAUUGUAGCCGGGUGGAGGAGAGGGGAUGAAAGGAGCACACAGGAAGGAACAGGGAACGCGAGGAUAACUGGAAGGUGAGGGAGAGCAGUCGAUUUAGUCUAGCCAGGCAGUCAGGCCUCCUGAAGGGGUGACAUUUAUGCCGAUGUCGGCAAAGCAUCCAGCACAUGCCUGGCUCUUGGUAGUUGCUCAAUAAAUUGCAUCUUUGGGUGGUGACGACUUCA